Mya arenaria is the source of this 2209-nucleotide messenger RNA. RefSeq lists its product as uncharacterized. The record is from RefSeq and is a predicted model, not a curated record. The transcript has 8 exons. Gene Ontology annotation, biological process: protein ubiquitination; Notch signaling pathway. The coding region runs from base 91 to 1725 and encodes 544 amino acids. NCBI's taxonomy places the organism in Eukaryota, Metazoa, Mollusca, Bivalvia, Myida, Myidae. Gene Ontology annotation, molecular function: zinc ion binding.
CAUGUAAACAUCGGGUAUGCAACGUUCCCAUUCAAUACUCGCAGUGCAAAAAUGGAGUUCUUGAUUUAAUAAAGAAAAGUUUGAUGUAUAAUGGAGGUAUCCGGUAAGAAACUCAAGGCGGAUGUACAUGACACGACCUUCUGCCAGCCCUGCUCCUAUGAUGGGAAAACUCUUCCAGCCGAGGCCUACUGUACUGUUUGCCAUGAGUUCAUGUGCUCUUCUUGCUCAAAUGUUCACAAAAAUCAAAAAAUCUCGAGGUCUCAUGCAUUUUUGGAUAAGAGAAGCAUGCCGACAUCUAUGGAGGUUCAGCCAGAUGAUCAACACAGCACUGAGCCUUGCGAUGUUCAUCCUGAAGAGUUUAUUAAAUACUUCUGUCCAGCCCACCAGACACUCAACUGCGGACAUUGUCUAGUUAAAGAUCAUAGAACAUGUCAUGUUGACAUCAUCUCUGAAAUAUCAAGGGGCUUUAAAGACAACAAAGAGUAUGAAGACAUCAGCAAAGCAUUUUUCGAAUUGUCUAAAGCUCUUGGAUACUGUGUUGAAGACGUUGACACCAAAUUGAAAUUAAUCAAAGAGCUUGCUGAAAAUGAAGUAUCAAAUUUACGGCAAUACAGAGAUAAGAUAAACUCAUACUUUGAUAAGAGAGAAAAUGCCCUUCUUAUGAUCAUAGAGCAAAAUAAAAGUAAAGAUGAAACACGUCUCAACUCCAUGAAACCCAAAUGUGAUGACCUCAGAGCCAAGGUUGAAGACAUUAAAUCCAAACUUGCAGAACAGGAGGGAAACACUACCCAAUUGUUUAUUGAAGUACAAAGAGCAAAGAAACAAAUAGAAACUCUGCAGUUUGGCAUGGUUGACAUAAACAAAGAGAUGGCUGUUCACCGCUACCAGAUGCUAAUUGAUCCGGCCACUGAAAGACUGUUGUCAUCAAGCACGGGUCUUGGUACUGUAAUCGAAAUGUCGAGUAGCAAGGAUAGGACAUUGAACUGCAACCAUUUGGUGGAGCCUGAUUCCGAAAAGCAGAUACCUGGUGUGACGACAAAAGUCAUAAAUCAGGUUGGAGUUGAGUCAUUUCAAGAUGAUGGAAGUAGUGGAAAACUUACAGAAGAAGAAAGUCAGGAUAGCGAUAAUAUGGCAAAGGCAGAAGAACAAAACUGUUGUCCGAUAUGCUUGGACAAUAUCAGUGACCCAAAGAAGUUGAUAUGUGGCCAUGUUUUUUGUACUAAAUGUAUUGAUAUGUGUUUGGAAGUUGGAAAGAAAGUGUGUCCAAUCUGUUUCACAGUGGUCGGUAAAAUCACUGGCGAUCAGCCCAGUGGAACUAUGACAGUAUACAGUACAUGCGACCCAAAACAACGGGAGCUCAUAAUUAACUAUAACUUUCCUAAUGGUCGACAAGAGAGUCGUCACCCACCUCCUAGACAACCUUUUCGAGGGUCAAAAAGAACAGCUUACCUUCCAGACAAUGAAAAAGGGCGUACCAUUUGCCGAAUGUUGAAAGUUGCUUUCAGACGAAAACUUGUCUUUACCACUAGACAAACUAGAGACACAAGCCGUGAGGUGAUAACUUGGAACGAUAUUCAUCAUAAGACCGACCAUGGGCCGUUCACACUGUGUGGGUAUGCAGAUCCGUCCUACCUGGAGCGUGUUACUGGCGAGCUUAAGGCCAAGGGUAUAACUGAAGAGGAUAUUGAUAGUCGUGAGCCAAUUGACGGCACAAUAUACGCAUAAAUCAACACGGAUUUGAAGAAAUAUUUCAAAAGUGCAUCGUACUAUUACAAUAGAAAUGUUUCCAAAUGUUAUUGUUGACGUCUUAUAAAAGCUGGUGAUAGUAGGUGUGUUUGGAAAGUUGUAAAACAAGGUGGUAUGUAUAAUGUGUAAAUUUUUAAUUUAAAAUCAUGUUACUGUAAUGCAUAUAGAGAGUCCUAUGACAGACACUGAUACUGAACUAAUUAUUAUAUAUUUCUUUUGAUGGAUUUCAAAGUGUGAACUCGUCGUUAAUUUUUAUUUUCAAUGUUUUAAGCAAAUGUUGCUAUGUUAAAAAAGUGCAGGUUGUUUUUAACAAGAGUUAAGAAAGGAUAACGUGUUUAUGUGUAAUGUAAAUAUUGAACACACAUAAAUAAUUCAACAAAUAUUGUUAUGAAUUUGUCUUUGUGUUAAAUGUAUCAUUGUCUUAAGAUUGUUGUCUGUGCGUGUGUAUUUUUGAAGAAAAGGA